AGCUGGAGCAGCAGUGUGACCAGCUGAUGAUGAUGAAGUAUGGGAGGCUGGUGGAUCUGGAGGUGCUGCAGACGCUGUCGGGGAACAGGAGGCUGGAGGAGCUCAAGCAGGAAAAACUCCUCAGAGAAGCUGCAUACGCCAAGGAAAUCAAACAGUGGGAUGCGAAGGUAGAAGAUGCGCAUGAGGCUCUGAUGGAGGUGACCAGGUGUAACACAGAGCGUCUCCUCACCAUGACGAACCUCCUCAACCAGAAGAAAGAACUGGAGUGCAAACUCAACGCUCGGCAGAAGAAAAUGGGCCGACAGUUCCUGGAUUACAGACGACGUCUGGACCAGGCGGAGAUUCGGAGGCUUCAGGAGCUGGUGAAAACACAAUCGCAGCAGGCGGAGGCCCUCAGAAAAGAGAUUUGUCUCCUGUCCCGUAAAGGAGGCCACGUCCUGCCCCCCGGCUAUGGCCCGCCGCCCCGGCUCGCCCCUUUGCCCACCCCCACAGACUGCACACACGCAGGCAAACGUGAACCAGGGCGUCCAUCCAAACAGCUGAAAGCACAAAACUCACCUAGCAGACAGGAAGCUCAUUAAUUGAGAACAGAGGCCAGAUAAACACAGUUACUGUGUAGUGAGAGAACUCUGCUUACUAAUAGCACUUUCUUAUGAAUUAAGAUUAAAAUAAA
Molecule: messenger RNA, 673 nt
Organism: Morone saxatilis (striped sea-bass)
Lineage: Eukaryota; Metazoa; Chordata; Actinopteri; Moronidae
Product: cilia- and flagella-associated protein 44-like
Source: RefSeq, a predicted model, not a curated record